Molecule: messenger RNA, 1122 nt
Organism: Aspergillus nomiae NRRL 13137
Lineage: Eukaryota; Fungi; Ascomycota; Eurotiomycetes; Eurotiales; Aspergillaceae
Product: putative isopropanol dehydrogenase
Exons: 2
Coding region: 1-1122 (373 amino acids)
Cellular component (GO): mitochondrion
Molecular function (GO): oxidoreductase activity
Source: RefSeq, a predicted model, not a curated record
AUGCAGUCCGCCUUGCCUUCCGAGCACCGUGCCCUUUUCCUGGAAAACCGCGAGUCUGGGUUUCAGGUUAUAACCCGCACAACACCUCAACCGGACCAUGGCAGCGCUGUGAUCCGCAUAGCAGCGGCUGCCAUUCUACCCUACCAUCGGGACGUUUACAGCGGUAAGCGCCCCCUGCCGUUUCCCACACCGCUAGUGGGUGGAUUCAGUGCCAUCGGCCACGUCGCAGCUGUCGGACCGGACGCAACGGCCUUAAAAUCGGGCCAACUAGUUUACAUUGACUGCGUCAUACGCGCGCGUGAUGACCCCGAUUGUUCUUUUCUGUCGGCCUAUUUUCACGGGUCCAGUGACGGCAGCAUAAAGUUGAUGCGGGAUGUGUGGCGUGAUGGGACGUACGCAGAGUACGCCAAGGUGCCGCUGGAGAAUUGUAUCCCACUGAAUGAGUCACGUCUGUGUGAUAGGUUGGGAUAUUCGCUGCAAGACCUGAUGUACAUGGCUUAUCUACUCGUGCCGUAUGGUGGACUAAGGGACAUUCAACUCGAGCCUGGGCAGACGAUCAUCGUUUGCCCGGCGACGGGAUUUUAUAGUGGCUUCGCUGUGCAAGUUGCCAUUGCAAUGGGCGCAAGGGUAAUUGCCAUGGGUCGAAAUGUGGAGAAGUUAGCCAGACUGAAGGAGCAGGUGAAGCAAAGAUCGCCAAGGGCGGAUAUGGAAACGGUCAAGAUAACAGGUGAUGAACAGCAAGAUGCAUCUGCGCUGCAGGAUUUUGGUCCUAUUGAUGCUGUUUUCGACAUCACACCAUCAGCUGCAUCAUUGUCGACCCACACAAGGAGCGCUAUAAAGGCACUCCGUCGUGGUGGCAAAGUUAGCCUGAUGGGGUCUACGAGGAACAUUUCGGUUCAGGAGAUUAUGAUGAAUAAUAUUACGCUGAAAGGCAAAUCGAUGUAUGAACGAGAGGCUAUACUGCAGUUUGUCAAGAUGUUGGAAAGAGGUUUAUUCCCAAUGGGUAAGGAGUCCGUGGAGACGAAGGCUUUUGCGUUGGAUAAGUGGAAGGAAGCCCUUGAUGCGGGUGUUGACCAUAAUGGUAUCGGCAAAUGUGUGGUCUUUGCGCCGCUCUCUUCAUAG